Messenger RNA from Bursaphelenchus okinawaensis, 4204 nucleotides. The record is from the annotation of a GenBank genome assembly. Lineage: Eukaryota; Metazoa; Nematoda; Chromadorea; Rhabditida; Aphelenchoididae.
AUGUCCAGAGCCAAGGGUAAGAGUUUUAUUUUUCAUUUUUCUGUUUUUAGGUUCAAGUUAGUCUAGCUGGAAGUUAUAGGCUAGUUAGAACUGGUCUUUGGGCUGGGCUAGGGCUAAAAAUUAGAGUUGUAGGUCAGCUUACCUGGCCGGCGAGGUGUGUCAAAAGUUCUGGGACAAUGAGUGUUUUGGGUAUUAUAAUCGGCUUUGAAGGUGUGACUGAGGCGUUUUUGGUCAAUAUUUUGAUUUAAAGUUUAGUGGCUUUUAAUUUAGGGUUAAAGUAUGAUUAAAAAGUUUAAUUGUAAAGAUAGUCCGAGAACUUUUAGACCACUAAACGAACUUUUAUACCUAUUUUUAGUUCAAAAAUCUUUUAAAAAAGCCAUUUUUAGUCCGUUUUCGUUAGAUUUUUCAACAUUUCUGAACUUUUUUGGCUAGUAUAACAUCUGAUAUGGUUAAUAUAGCAUCUUUUAUGACAAAUUUUUUAUAAUAGUAGGUAGUAAUAGGUAUUAAAAGCUUCCCUUUUUCAGAUAUUUUCAUUGUCAGUGCCAAAAGAACGGCAUUCGGAACGUACGGCGGCAAAUUAAAGGGCAAAAACGCGACAGAAUUGGCCGAAUACGCAGCACGUGGAGCGCUGAAUGCUGCCGCGGUUGAUCCACAACACAUUGAUCAUGUUAUCAUUGGUAAGGAAUUUUGUUUUUUAUUGUGUUUUAGGGUUUGUUAAGAAAUUUAUGGAUAAUUGAUGGACUGUAAAGAAAGUUAUUGCGAUUUAUUGGUUUGUAAACAAAGUUUUUGCCAUUUUUUGUUCUGUAAAGAAAGUUUUUGCUGUUUCACAUUGAAUUUUUGAAGUUUUUCGUACUGCAGCCUGCAGAAGACAAGUUAUACGACAAAACACAAUUUUCAUCAGUGUAUGAAUAACAUUUUGUCAUUUUUUAAAUACAUGAAUAUUAUUUUAGGUAAUGUAAUGCAGUCCUCGAAAUGCGCGGCUUACCUUUCCAGACAUGUGUUACUGAAAGUUGGUAUUCCAAUUGAAAAGCCGGCUGUCACUAUUAACAGACUCUGUGGAUCCGGCUUCGAAUCCGUCGCGCAGGCUGCUCAGGUAAGGUUUUUUGGGUUUGGUACAGUGUUUUGCCGGACCGGGUCCGUUUCGGUCCGGAUUUUCAAAAAUUGCAAGAUUGAAAAUAACUUUUAAGCUUAUGGUUUGAAGUUUUAAAAAAUAAAUAACUUUUGUGAAGGUCCGUCUCAUACAAGUUCCUCGCUAAACAUUUGGCCGGACCGAAUCGGUCUUGCCGGUCCGGGCGGUCCAUUUCGGUAAUAACUUGAUAACCAAAGACGGACCUUCACAAAAGUUAUUUAUUUUUUAAAACUUCAAACCAUAAGCUAAAAAGUUAUUUUCAAUCUUGCAAUUUUUGAAAAUCCGGGUCGGAUCGGUCCGGCGAAACACUGGUUUGGUGUUGUAUAAAUAAUGGCAUUUAUGAAAUUUUGGACAUUGCUUUUGUCGAUUUUGCUGUUUUUAUUUUUUUAGGUAACAAAUUUUGGUUUUUUGACGGUUUUAGGUAUAAAAAUGAGUUGGAAAAUGUAUCUGGAAAGAAAGUUUUUGGCAUAUUUGAUUUAUAUUGAUAUAGUUUUUGAACUUUUUAUAGUUUUUUGAAGUUUAAAAAUGAUUUUUUUAGCAAAUUAUCGCCGGAGAUUCAGAAGUCGUUUUGGCUGGAGGUACCGAAAACAUGUCUCAAGGACCAUUCGUAGUACGACAAGGACGUUUUGGUAUCCCACUUGGUGCUAAGGUCGAGGUAAGUACUACUUUUCAUAUUUUUUUUAAAUUUGAAAUUUUGAAUUUUAAAGUCUUUUUUUCAAAAUUUACAACUUUCUUCAAUUUUUUUUGUUUUUCAACCAAAAUUUAAAUAUUUUUCAAAAUUUUUUAGUUUGAAGACGCGUUAUGGGCUGCUCUCACCGACCAGUACACCCAAAUCCCAAUGGGCGUGACGGCCGAAAAGCUGGGCGCCAAGUAUAAGGUAACGAGAGAAGAGGUCGACGCUUAUGCCCAUAACUCACAAACCAGAUGGAAGUUGGGUAAGAUUGUAUGAAUUAAUGAAAGAACAUUUAUUUUUGUAUCAGAGAAUGAUUUUUUUUAAAUUUUGGGUUAGUCGGAUCUAAAGUUAUGAACGUUUUUGCACGGUGCAGUCUUAUUUGCGGGUUUCGCCGUGAAGCACUUUUAAUGGAGUUUUUCAGUUGUUUAGCUAUAUGAAAAUAUUCGAAGUGGUAAAAUAAUGAAAGGCAGUUUACUUUUGCACCAGAAAAAGGAUUUUUUAAUAUUUGUUGUCAGUUGGGUCAUAAGUUAUGACAGUUUUUGCACGGUGCAGUCUUAAAUUUGGGAAUGCGCUUCGAAUUUUUAAGACUUUAUGGGAGAUUAGCUAUCUGAAAAUGUUUAAAGUGGUAAAAUAUUUAAAUGCCGUUUAUUUGUGUACCAGGAAAUGAUUUUUUUUAAAUUUCUGUUUAGUUUGUGGUUCAAAAGUUGUUAGCUUUUUUGCACGGUGCAGUCUUAUUUGGGUGUUUUGCCGUGAAACACUUUUAAUGGAGCUCUUGAGAUGUUUAGCUAGAUGAAAACAUUUGAAGCGGUAAAUAAUGAAAAGCCGUUUAUGUUUGUACCUAAAACAGAAUUUUUUAUAAAUCUUGGGUUUUUUGGUUUAAAAGUUAUGAGCAUUUUAGCACGGAGCUUAUUUUAGACGGUUUUUUGAUUUUUUAAAUGUUUUGAAGAUUUUCUUAUCUUUACUGUCUUGUGAAAUGCUUUUUUUACCCUUUACAUUGUCUAACUUCUCAUAUUUUAGCCAACAACGCAGGCUACUUCAAAGCCGAAAUCGAGCCACUAAAACUGAAAUCCCGAAAAGGAGAAGAAUCCUUUGAAGUCGAUGAACAUCCCCGUGAAACCACCACAGAAGCCUUGGCUAAGUUGCCCCCAGUUUUCCAAAAAGAUGGACUAGUAACAGCCGGUAACGCUUCCGGCGUUUCAGACGGAGCCGCCGCCGUAGUUGUAGCCAGUGCCGAAGCCGUUCAAAAGUACAAACUUCAGCCAUUGGCGCGGCUGGUCGAUUGGAGAUCGGUCGGCUGUGACCCAUCAAUAAUGGGUAUUGGUCCAGUCGGAGCCAUUGAAUGGAUUCUGAAGAAACACAAACUCAGCUUCGACGAUAUUGACCUAGUUGAGGUGCGUCUUCGGCUAUUUUUUUAUGAUUUGUUACCUAGUUUUUGAGAAUCAUUGUUUAGAGAAAGAUGUAAAAGGAUCUCCUUGAUCAUAUACAAUCUUUUAUCUAUUCAAAAAUUCGAUUUAUCACCCAAAAACCACUAAAAUCAAUAUUGUUUUAGGUAAACGAAGCCUUCGCCGCCCAAGUUUUGUCAGUCCAAAAAGCCCUCCAGAUUCCAAACGAAAAACUGAACGUAAAUGGCGGUGCCAUCGCCCUAGGACAUCCAUUGGCAGCUUCCGGAUCCAGAAUCAUCGCUCAUUUGUCGCACGAACUCCAACGCCGCAACGGCAAAUACGCCAUCGGAUCGGCUUGCAUUGGCGGCGGCCAAGGCAUUGCGGUUCUAUUGGAAAGAGUCUAAACUUGUCAUAAAUUAAUUUCGUUAUCUAGAAUAAAGUCGGAACGUGAAUUUUGGGAUUUUACAUGGUAAUUUUCGGCGUUUGGUACAGAAAAUACUGGAUUGAGUUAGGUCCCACCACGAAAAAUUGAGGUUGCGAAAAUUGUUUGGCAUUCUGUUUUAUUAUGUGAUUUUUUAAUAAAAUAUUACUUUAGGAGGGAAAAGUAUUGUAAGUAGACAGUUUUUGAGCAUUUAAAACUUGUUUUGUUAUUUGUAAGUUGUUUAAAAUAUUUAUUAUAUUAGCUUUAACAUUUUAGCUUGCAGUUAUGAAGGAUAUUAAAUCUAAUAUGGCUUUAAAAUCGUGCUGUUUCAGAUCAAACUGGCCGCGGCUGUGAAGAAAGGUGUUGCCGGUUUUGUGGCUUUUGAAGUAGCUGCUUUAGCUAUUUCAUACGGUACAUUUGUUCAGUUGAGACGAAACGAAUCAGCUCGAAAGUAUUUGCACGACCAUUGCCCGGUUAUCUUGAACUUGUAUUAUAAAUCGGAAGACUUGAUCUCCGGAAACCAUCAUUCAGGACAAGCCAGAAAGCAUCUUGAUAGAAAGCUCUGGAGUGGCGAACAAAAGGAACCAGAAGUUGUUUAG